AUGUUCUACGUGACUGAAAGAGACAUUCCUGAACAUCUUCUACGCAGCAUCAACGUCGCGAUCGAAACCUUCUCUGUCAAUACCACCGUAGCCGCCCCAGAUGUAGUCCAAUACAUCAACUUUUACAUGCAAAAAUAUUUCGGUCGUAAAGGCUGGAACAUUCUUGACGCGAAUUUCCCAGAGGAGGAGGAAAUCGAACUUCUAGAGGCAGCGGAAGGGGCAGGGGAAGCACAACAAGAAGUAGAUCUCAAUCGUUCCGAAGAGUUCAUGGACCAAUCAAUCCUGAGCACAUCCGUGAAACACGCAGACUCGGGAUCUUCUUACAAAGCUACGAGCGAUUCCAACUACACUCCCGAAAAAGAGCCGCGAGAAUGUUCCGACAGCGACGCAUUUCCAGGGCUUGAUGAAACAAAACCUCACCUACUGGACAAGUACUAUCUAGUCCAAGGAAGAAAACUUAUGGAGCUAUUUUAUCUCAACCUUUGUGGCUGCGAUAACACCGGAGGAACAGUGCGCCUUCUCAAUUCGGGGUCCGCCCCCAUCAUAGAAUAUGUCUCGAAGGAAGGAACAUCAGUCAAGAGGUGGGAGGGGCAGGAAAAGCUAGGCUCUAGACCGAAUGAUAAGCUAUACAGCGGUAAUGCGAUUGCUUGUGCCGCCGCCCUCACAACCGGAGCGCGAAUGAAUAAAAUUCAGAAAUGGGCAGAAGAGGCAAAUGUAUUAGUAAAUUCGAAAACGGCAUUUUAUUGCAUUUUUGAUGAGUUGGCUACCUCCGUGGACAUAGUCUAUGAGAAACAUCAGAAAAACGUCAUCCAAAAAAUCCGCGCGGCGUAUGAGGACGAUGGGGUACCUACUUCAUGGAAUAUCGCCGUCGACGGCGCAUUCGACUCACGCGGAUUUACUGCCAAAAUAUGCAGGGUUUUGGCUGUCGACCUUCGGACAAACCUCUGCAUACACACAGAGGUUGUUCAUUACUCGGAAACAGCAAACAUAAGCGGAAGAAUGGAGAAAGAAGGCUUCCGCCGCAUGCUACGGUGGUUGCGAUCGAAUGAUAUCCCGAUUCAUUCGAUCGCAACCGACCGUAGCAGCAUGUACGGAAGCGAGAUAGCCUCCUUCAAUGGUGUAUUUGACAAAAGUGUCGAAUGGUUCUUUGACCCAUGGCACCUCGGAAGAUACCUGUAUAAGAACCUACGCGCGGCGCAAAAGCGAGGGAUUGUGCGUCGAUCAAAGACUGGGUUGAAGACAUUGAAACCCAUCUAUACUAUUCCAUAG
Messenger RNA from Cylicocyclus nassatus, 1269 nucleotides. The record is from the annotation of a GenBank genome assembly. NCBI's taxonomy places the organism in Eukaryota, Metazoa, Nematoda, Chromadorea, Rhabditida, Strongylidae.